Molecule: messenger RNA, 1682 nt
Organism: Lotus japonicus
Lineage: Eukaryota; Viridiplantae; Streptophyta; Magnoliopsida; Fabales; Fabaceae
Exons: 4
Coding region: 91-1317 (408 amino acids)
Source: RefSeq, a predicted model, not a curated record
ACCCCUUUUUACCCCGUAGGGAUUCUAAACUCCUUAUGGGGUCUGUCGUUUUGACCAAAACGACAUCACACCUCACCGCGCCACUCGAUCAUGACCUCACCGACAACACCAAAUGCCGCUCUCACGCCCCCGCACGCUCCCAUCCCACGGCGACGAUUCCCGCCGACAUCGUUCCGCCACGCCGCUGGUAACUCCGUCGCAUCCAUGACGCCGGAAUCCUCGACCCUCCAUCUCAGGCUAACCGUCGCCGCCGCGCUGCUUUUCUCCGCCGUUUCUCUCUCCUGCGUAUUCCUCUUCAAAAACGCCGAUUACUCUCACUAUUCGACGGUUUUCCCGUUGGCGUCCACCGAUUCCGCUGAGGCUAGCAAUGAAUAUUCACUUGAAAAAAUUCUGAGUGAGGCUGCAAUGGAAGACAGAACUGUUAUCUUGACCACGUUAAAUGAAGCAUGGGCAGCACCAAAUUCAGUAUUUGAUCUUUUCCUUGAGAGCUUUAGAAUUGGAGAUCGUACUCGUAGGCUUUUGAAUCAUUUGGUAAUUAUUGCAUUGGAUCAGAAGGCAUUUAUACGCUGUCAGGUUAUACACUCCUAUUGCUUUUUGCUUGUUAGUGAAGGUAUUGAUUUUCAUGAAGAGGCGUACUUUAUGACUCCUCGCUACUUGAAGAUGAUGUGGAGAAGGAUUGAUUUCCUACGUUCCGUUCUUGAGAUGGGGUACAAUUUUGUCUUCACAGAUGUUGACAUCAUGUGGUUCAGGGACCCUUUUCCACGGUUUCACGCUGAUGCAGAUUUCCAGAUAGCUUGUGAUCAUUUCACGGGUAACUUCGAUGAUGUGGAGAACAGACCCAAUGGAGGGUUCAACUUUGUGAAGUCCAAUAAUAGGUCAAUAGAGUUUUACAAAUUCUGGUAUUCUUCCCAAGAAACCUAUCCUGGAUACCACGAUCAGGAUGUCCUCAAUUUCAUCAAGGUUGACCCUUUCAUUGCUGAUAUAGGGCUGAAGAUGAAAUUCUUGGAUACAGCUAGUUUUGGUGGGAUUUGUGAACCAAGUCGAGAUUUAAAUCAAGUUUGUACAAUGCAUGCAAAUUGUUGCUAUGGUAUCGAUAGUAAGCUGCAUGAUCUUAGAAUUAUGCUUCAGGAUUGGAGACAUUAUUUGACCUUGCCUCCAAGUUUAAAGAGAAUGUCAGUUAUUUCCUGGAGGGUUCCUCAGAAAUGCAGGUUGCCUCGAUUCACUCAGGCCCCAUGGUUCACCACAGAUGAGUGUUCAAGAAGAGUAAAGUUGCAGUUGCAUGUGUCAAUUCAUGUUUGGAACUACAAUGGAUUCUGAAGGCAGAAUCAAUUUUGUGAAGAAGCAGCUUGUGUGUCUCAUAAUUGAUUUUGAUGAAAAAGAAGUAGAUCCCUAUUCUAAUACAUUGAUCAGCUGUUCCUCUGGGUUGCUACAGGAUGGAAGGUUUUCCUUUUGGGUUAGCUCUACUGCUGUAAAAAAUAUGAGAAUCGUACUUGAUGGAAAGUAACUACAGCUCAAGCAGAUAAGUAUGAAAAGGAAAAUCAAUUUUGCUAUUGAAGGAAAGUAUCUGUGACCGUACACUCGGGUUAGACUCAUGUUUUUUUUUUUUUGAUAAGCAGGGUUAGACUCAUGUAAUUUAAAAGAUCUACCACGUUCAAUGCACAAUUUAUCUGUGCUUACCCCAA